CAUCUUUCCUGAGGAGCACUGAGGCCGGCCUGACUCUCACCAUCAUGACCUCCUGGAAAACAGUCCAGAACCUGACCAUAUGGUUGAUGAUGCUUCUGCUUUGCUCCAAUAAGCUGAGAGCACAGCUCGGGACGACCCCCAACAUCAGACCCAUCGUGGUGGGACGCUGUUAUAGUUACAUCACCCUGGUCAACCCCAGUCUGAGGUUUGACUGUGAGGAGAUGUGGAGACGGUUUGAGGAGGCGGUGCUCCGUCAGUCUUCUUGUAAUGUGACGGUGGAGAAUUAUCAGCAGAUGUUUUAUUCCAUCCCACAAACUAGCCCGUGUGACAGGUUUCUCUUCUGGAGUAAAACCAGGACUCUGAUGCAGAGCUACAAAGCUGCAGUCCGAGACUCCUGGACGCUGGAGGACACGCUGGUGGGCUUCUUGUUCAACGACCUCAUCUGGUGCGGACAAGAGGAACAAGCAGGUUUUGAUUUCAGCUCUUGUCCAGCCUGGUCAGCGUGUAGGAACCAUGCUGUGUAUUCUCUGUGGCUUCAGGCCUCUCAGACUUUUGCAGAAUUGGCGUGUGGCAACAUCACUGUGUUACUAAACGGCUCCAUCGUCAACGCCUACGACAGGAAAAGCAUGUUGGGAAGUGUUGAACUGGACAACCUGAAUCCACAAAGGGUGAACUAUGUCAACAUCAAGGUGGUGGCCGAUCUACAGGGACCUUUUAUAGAAUCAUGUAGUCAAGGAUCCAUCGUGGACCUGAUCCACAUCCUCCAGUCCAGAGGAUUCCACUUGACGUGCUCAGACAACGAUCAGGCCCUGAUGAUUCUGCAGUGCCUCCGGGACCCGAAACAAUCCGUCUGCCAGACAUACGCCAACAGCCUGUCACACAGACAGUCUUACAUCCAGCGUAAUCACACACAAGUUUAGCAUCUAGUGUGGAUUUAAAUACAUGAAUUUAACCUGAGGAGCUGCACUGUUGACUGUGAAGGUGUUUGGAUGAGUUGUUACAUAAAGUUUUGAAGAACAGUUGGUGACAGUCGGUUCAUGCUUGGGCCAAUGCUGGUAAAUCCAGUUACGUGUUUACUUUCUACUGUUUGUGAUGUGGAAUUAAUGGCUCCACGUUGUUCACACAGUAACUGGUGGAGCAAGUUUUUAAGUUUUGAUCCUGCUGCUCAAAAGCAUUUCUCAACACGUUCACUUCUGAUGGCGUCUGUCUGACCUUUGAAUUACAGCCCAUGUAGCUGAUUAGACUCUAAUUGCAUGAAACCUGUUUCUUCUUGCAUGAAUAAAUUGUGACAGCCCCAAUAUGUUAUAACAGUUU
Molecule: messenger RNA, 1314 nt
Organism: Limanda limanda (common dab)
Lineage: Eukaryota; Metazoa; Chordata; Actinopteri; Pleuronectiformes; Pleuronectidae
Product: ADP-ribosyl cyclase/cyclic ADP-ribose hydrolase 1-like
Exons: 9
Coding region: 45-920 (291 amino acids)
Biological process (GO): positive regulation of B cell proliferation
Cellular component (GO): plasma membrane
Molecular function (GO): phosphorus-oxygen lyase activity; NAD+ nucleosidase activity
Source: RefSeq, a predicted model, not a curated record